CGCUCCUUCUCCGGCGCCGUGUUCAACCUCUCGACGACGGUAGUCGGAGCCGGCAUCAUGGCGCUCCCUGCCGCCGUUAAGGUUCUCGGACUCGUCCCCGGAAUUGUGCCAUCUAUGCCAUCGCCUGCUGACGAAUAUUCCAUCGACGUUAUCCUCCGAGUUGGACGGUCGCCACUGGCGUCGUCUUACGGCGGUGUUGUCGGGGAGGUUGGCUUCGUUGGAAGGACGUCGCUUCAGACGUGCGUCGUCGUCAAUAACCUCGGCAUGCUCGUCGUCUACAUGAUUAUCAUCGGCGAUGUGCUAUCAGGCACGGCGGCAGCAGAUGGUGUGGUGCACCACGCAGGAGUAAUGGAGGGGUGGUUUGGGCAUCACUGGUGGACUGAACGAUCUUUCCUAAUCCUCCUCACCACGGCCCUUGUCUUGUCUCCUUUGGUCUCCUUCAAGCGUGUCGAUUCUUUGAGGUAUACAUCUGCUUUGUCGGUGGCAUCGGCUGUGGUCUUUGUGGUGGUAACAGCAGGGAUUGCUUCCGUUAAGCUGAUUGAUGGCAGCAUUGGCAUUCCAAGACUUCUGCCGAAGAUUGUUGAUCAGGCCUCCUUCUGGAAGCUAUUCACAACCAUCCCUAUUAUGGUCACCGCAUUCAUUUGUCACUACAGCAUACAUCCAAUUGAGAAUGAGCUGAAGGACACAACCCAAAUGAAGUCAAUUGUCAGAACAUCCCUUGGUCUCUGCACGAUAGUCUACAUUGCAACCAGUUUCUUUGGCUUCCUCCUCUUUGGAGAAGACACUCUCGAUGAUGUACUCGCCAACUUUGAUGCAGACCUUGGAUUCACUGUUUAUGGGUCUCUUCUAAAUGACAUCGUGAGGAUUAGCUAUACAUUGCACCUGAUGUUGGUUUUUCCAAUCAUUUUCUAUUCUCUUAGGCUCAACCUCGAUGGGCUCAUUUUUCCUCAUGCUGUGCCUUUGGUACUCGAUGGAAAGAGAUUCUUCGGUGUUACAGUUGGAUUGAUGGGGUUGGUGCUUAUUGGGGCUAACUUUGUCCCAAAUAUAUGGAUGGCGUUCCAGUUUACAGGGGCUACAGCUGCUGUUGCUAUCGGCUUCAUUUUCCCUGCAGUUAUCGCUCUAAGGGAUGUCCAUGAGGUAGCAUCGAAGAAGGACAGGGCUCUCUCAUGGCUAAUGAUCUUUUUAGCAGUUUCAUCCAGCACAGUUGCUAUCUCCAGUGACAUCUAUGACAUUAUUCAUUAGUGGACGCAGCUCAUAAUGGUGGUGUUCCAGUCACGGUUGGUCUCAGAAUGCCGACGUGGUUUCAGGCGCUUCGCCUUCGAGGGGUUAAUUUAUUGUGGUAUUUUUGUAUUUAUUUGCUUUGCCCCUGAUACUUCAGGAGAGCCAGGUGUAAAUUUUAAGAGGAAGAGGAGACUGUCAUGAAUUUGGGGGGUAACUAGUACACUGUAAAUUUUUCAAGGAAGGUUAAAAAUAUAUGAAGGUCGAUUGACAGGCA
Messenger RNA from Asparagus officinalis (garden asparagus), 1495 nucleotides. Its product is annotated as sodium-coupled neutral amino acid transporter 2-like. The record is from RefSeq and is a predicted model, not a curated record. Gene Ontology annotation, biological process: amino acid transmembrane transport. NCBI's taxonomy places the organism in Eukaryota, Viridiplantae, Streptophyta, Magnoliopsida, Asparagales, Asparagaceae. Gene Ontology annotation, molecular function: amino acid transmembrane transporter activity.